This is a messenger RNA of Serinus canaria (Common canary), 3568 nucleotides long. RefSeq names its product AGBL carboxypeptidase 5 (gene AGBL5). The transcript is spliced from 12 exons. Gene Ontology annotation, biological process: proteolysis; protein deglutamylation. Bases 748 to 3525 code for a protein of 925 amino acids. The record is from RefSeq and is a predicted model, not a curated record. Gene Ontology annotation, molecular function: metallocarboxypeptidase activity; zinc ion binding. Lineage: Eukaryota; Metazoa; Chordata; Aves; Passeriformes; Fringillidae.
GAGGGGGGCAAUGCCAUGGCUGGGGUGGUUUAAAGGGGUCCAGGGAGCUGCUGGUGCCACUCACGGGUGGGCCCUGGGGUUGGGGUGUCUGUGUGGAGUGGGGAGGUGUCAGGUUCAACCCCUGCCUCUGUUCGUGUUUGUGUGCCACCCGUGGGGGUGUGUCACCCGUGGGGGUGUGUGUCACCCGUGGGGGUGUGUCACCUCUGUGGGGGUGUGUCACCUCUGUGGGUGUGCACAGGGGUCGGGAGGGCCUGUGCUCUUACAGGUGUGUGUGCCCGGGCACCUGUGUGUGGCUCUGUGCUCACCCACGUGGGGGCACGUUCAGGUGUUCGUGCCUCUGUGCACACCUGUGCUCUGUGUGCGUGUCUGUGCACAGCCCUGUCCGGUCAUACCCCUGUGUCCACUCACAGUUACUGUCCACUCACAUCCCCGUGUCCGGUCACCCCUCCGUGUCCGGUCACACGUGGAGCCCAGCGAGGGGCGUGGCCAUGGCGAUUAGGGGCGUGGUCCUGCUCAGGAAGGGGCGUGACCUGGUAAUAAAGGGCGUGGUCGGCUCAAUGAGGGGGCGUGGCCGAGAGGGGCUGAGGCCCCAGUGCCGCUGCGGCCGUUGCCGAGGCGCCAGCCAAUGGGCGGGCAACUUGCUGGGAGGUGGCAACCAAUGGCCGCGCGCGUUGCUGUUGCCGGGCGGCCCGUACCGGCCGUCCCGCGGCCGUCCCGGGGCGAUGCCGGUCCCGGCCCUGCCGGGCCAUGGAGAUCCGCUGCGGGGGUCUCCUCUUCAGCUCCCGCUUCGACUCGGGGAAUCUGGCACACGUAGAACAGGUGCGCCCUACAGAGCCGGGGGGCGGCCCCGCCGCCCGCGCCAACGCUCUCCCCGCCGCCGACUACGAGUUCAACGUGUGGACGCGGCCCGACUGCGCCCACACUGAGUAUGAGAACGGCAACAGGUCCUGGUUCUACUUCAGCGUGCGGGGGGGGGCCCCGGGCAAGCUGAUCAAGCUGCACAUUCUGAACAUGAACAAGCAGAGCCGGCUGUACGCGCAGGGCAUGACCCCCUUCGUGCGCACGCUGCCCGUGCGCCCGCGCUGGGAGCGCAUCCGGCAGCGCCCCAUCUUCCAGGUGGUGGAGACGCAGUUUGUGCUGUCCUUUGUGCACCGUUUCCUGGAGCACCGUGGGGCCACCACCUACUUUGCCUUCUGCUACCCCUUCUCCUACACUGAGUGCCAGGACAUGCUGGCACAGCUGGAUGGCCGCUUCCAGGACUGCAGGCACAUGUCCCCCAGCAGCCCCCUGGACUCGGUCUAUUACCACCGGGAGCUGCUGUGCCACUCUCUGGACAAGCUGCGUGUGGACCUGCUGACCAUCACCUCGUGCCAUGGCAUGCAGGAGAAGCGGGAGCCCCGGCUGGACAAGCUUUUCCCAGACACCAGCACACCCCGGCCUCACUGCUUCACUGGAAAGAGGGUGUUUUUCCUCAGCAGCAGAGUCCACCCAGGAGAAACCCCCUCCAGCUUCGUCUUCAACGGCUUCCUGGACUUCAUCCUGCGGGAGGAGGACCCCCGUGCCCAGAUGCUGCGGCGGAUGUUCGUGUUCAAGCUGAUCCCCAUGCUGAACCCCGACGGGGUGCUGCGGGGCCACUACCGGACCGACUCGCGCGGGGUGAACCUGAACCGGCAGUACCUGCACCCCGACGCCGAGCUGCACCCCGCCGUGUACGGGGCCAAGGCCAUCCUGCUCUACCACCACAUCCACAGCCGCGUCCUGCCCGGCUCUCCGGACUGGAGGACGUUUGUCUCCCCUCUCAGCACCAGCUCGCUGAGCAUAAAAUCUCCCAACUGUCCCAUGCCAGCCGCAGAGGCUGCGUUAUCAGAGCUGGACAAAACCAACAACCUCCGCAACUCCCCCGGCACCUGGCGUGCCAGCUCCCGCUCCUGCCUGCCUGGCACCGGCCCCAGGACGCUGGCCCAGGAUGCCCAGCAGUCAGACAGCACAGAGCGAGCCGCCUGGAUCCUGCCAUCGAGCCACAGCAGCGAGCACUGUGAGCAGGGGCCGUGGCCGCCCGCCCCAGCCCCCGUCCCCGAAGCUGCCGAGCCCACCGAGCCCAUCGCGCCCCGGGACAGUGGCCUCGCCUACUACGUGGACCUGCACGGCCACGCCUCCAAGCGCGGCUGCUUCAUGUACGGCAACAGCUUCAGCGACGAGAACGACCAGGUGGAGAACAUGCUGUUCCCCAAGCUCAUCUCCCUGAACUCCCCUCACUUUGACUUCACGGGCUGCAACUUCUCGGAGAAGAACAUGUACGCGCGGGACAAGCGGGACGGGCAGUCCAAGGAGGGCAGCGGGCGCGUGGCCGUCUACAAGGCCCUGGGCAUCAUCCACAGCUACACCCUGGAGUGCAACUACAACACGGGGCGCUCUGUGAACAGCAUCCCGGGGGCCUGCCACGACAACGGCCGUGCCAGCCCCCCGCCGCCGCCCGCCUUCCCCUCCCGCUACACCGUGGAGCUCUUCGAGCAGGUGGGCCGGGCGGUGGCGGUGGCAGCCCUGGACAUGGCCGAGUGCAACCCCUGGCCGCGGAUCGUGCUCUCGGAGCACACCUGCCUGGGCAACCUGCGUGCCUGGAUGCUGAAGCACGUGCGGGGGCUGCGCGGCACCGGCGGGGGCCCGCGGAGGAGAGGAGGUGCCAGGACCCCCCCCAGGAGCUCCACUGGGCUGCCCACCUCGGCCUCUGACAACGCACUGCCCCGUGCCAGGAGCUUCAGCAACGGCGCCGGUGGGAGCGGGGGCAGCCAGCAGGAGUCCCCCCGGAUCCGAGCCUCCCCCAGCUUCACCUUGGGCAGCCCCAGGCCCCCGGCCGCGGCCUCCCAGAGCCCCGGGGAUGGCGGCAGCAGCCCGGCCCUGGGCAGAGGGACUGUGCCCAAGGGCACCCGGGCAGCGCUGAGCACCAGCGACGAACCACGGGAGGCCCAGCGAGGCGUGCAGGAGCUGCGGGACACGGCACCUCUGCAGGUACCAGGGGCACCAGCAGGGCCUGUGCCCCAUGGCUCUGCUGGGUGGGCCCUCUGGGGGGCUGCCCCACAGACUGGGAGCCUCCCAACCUGUGGGGCUCUGCCAGGUAUUUCUGUCCCACACAUCUUUCCCCAAGACAAAGGGGGACAAAGACCUGGCACUGAUCCUCUUCCCUCCUCUCCACAGGUGCUCCCAAUGAAGCUGAAUGCCCGGAGAGCCCAAGAAAGGCCUGGGGCUCUGCCCGGAGGCCCCCGUGCCCCCCACGAGGGUGCUGAGCACCGAGAGACCCUUCCCGUGCUGGGGCAGAGGCCCGUGCCCCGAGCUCCGGCCCCGCCGUACCGGGCAGCCACGGCACCGGCAGGGCUGCUCCGGCCCUGCUCCGCCCCGUGCCUGCAGCGCCUGGGCAGGGGCGCGGCCGCCCCGCUGUCGCUGCCUGCGCCGGUGUCCCCCUCCGGGGCACCGCAGCACCGAUCCCCGCUGGCCCGGCUGCUGCCCACGGCGCCGCUCCUCCUGCGCUGAGCCCCGCCCGACCCCGCUCCUCCCGCGGGCCCGGCCCACGGGG